AAUAAAGAUUUGCUUUACUUUGGGUGUCAUUACCAAACAGUGAAGGAUUAUUUACAAAUGGUUCUAUUUGUGGUUGUUUCCUUAGUCCUAUUGUUCAUCCUUUUCUAUGCCCUACUGGAUGACCUGUAUCUCCUCAAAAUCAAACGACUACCCCCGGGGCCGCUCUCCCUGCCCAUUAUAGGGGGAUUGCACUUGCUGGGCCAAGAGCCUUACAAGAGUGUGGAAAAUAUGGCUGCCAAGUAUGGUGGCAUCUUAAGCUUACGGAUUGGGGUACGAGAAAGAGUUGUUUAUGUUACGGAUCCUGACCUUGCCAAACAGUUGCUUAGCUCGGAGUACUUAGCAGAUAGACCCUCCUUACCAUUUUUUGACAUAAUAUCUAAGGAAGGUCACGGCAUUGGUUCUCGCCCCUAUGAUUUCACAUGGAAGCUCCAUACCAGGAUAAUCUACAGUAGCAUCAGUAAACUUAUACAAACUCAGCUGGACGAUGUUUUACGGAAUUCCUGGGAAUACUUAUUCAAAACACUUGAAGAUUCAAAGGAUGAGCCUAUUUCACCAGAGACAACAAUACGCACUGCAGUUAUGAUGACCAUGGGCAGGUUUAUUUUUGGACAUGAAUAUGCCUCAGCAGAUGACCCUAAACUGCGGCUCCUUCUUUGGUUAAAUGAGGAAACUAUGAGGGGAGUCAGCCCUUUGAACCAUGUCAAUCUCAUCCCUGGAUUACAGUAUAUCAAUCUGCCAUUCUAUCCAAACUACAGGAACUUAAACAUGGCUAAAGAAAAUUUUCUAAAUGAUGAAUUCGAAAGCCACAAAAAAAAGUUUGAUGGUCGAACGGUUGACAUCAUGGAUAUGAUAAUAAAGGAAUUAAAGGAGGAUGAAAAGGAUAGCAUGAAAUUCCGACAAAAACAAAGAGAAGAAUUCCUCCUACCUCAAAAUUUUCUCAUGUCCAUAUUUACAUUAAUUGUUGGAGGGGAACAAACUCUAUCAAACAACUUACUAUGGCUUCUGCUGUACACAGCGAAGCAUCAAGACUGCCAGGAGAAAAUAGUGAAAGAGCUUAGAAAUAAUGAUGUACUAGCCACGGACUUUGUACAAUUUCACCACAAAGAAAAAUUUCCAUACACAACUGCUUUUUACAAGGAAACCAUGCGAUUUAUCACAACAACGUUUUUUGGAGUUCCCAGAACAGCCUCUGCGGAUAUCCAUGUUAAUGGAUACACUAUUCCUAAAGGUACAACAGUUUUCCCAAACUUUUGGAGUAUAAAUCACAAUGAAAGAUACUGGUCCAAGCCACAUGAAUUUCAACCAGAAAGAUUUCUUGAGCUUGAAAAUCUACAUUCCUCAAAUAUUCCAGGCUUUAUCAUCUUCGGAUAUGGCCGUCGGCCUUGCAUUGGAAGUCAAGUAGGCCGGGCUUGUCUCUUUUCAUUUCUCUGCAAUAUUAUAAAUAAAUUCCAUGUUUCCCUCCCCCCUGACGAAGAUCCUGACAUGAGAGGCCAUACCAGAUUGGUUAUAGAGCCCCCCAGUUUCAAGGUGAUCUUUCAAAAACGCGCUUAACUUUUAAUUUUUGUAGCUGUAUUCCAAUCUUUCAGAGACAUCAACAAAAUAAAUUAGAAUCAAUAACAAUGAAUGAUCAUGUAUUUUGUUACAGUGUACAACAUACUUUGACUGAACUUGUUUUUUGGUCAUUUUUAAUACCCAAGACUUCAAAAUAUAAUUUGACCUAACAAAUGUAAAGAAUUACACUUAAAAUGAGACAGAAUCAUCCGUCCUUAAGAGUAAGUUAUAAGCAUGUUUGAUUCUACAUUGUUGGUGUUUUAGCCUGCAUUUACUCUUUUUCAAACAGAAAUGUGGCAUCAUACAGCCUAUAGAAAUAAAUGAAUGAAUCAUAAUUAGUUAUUCCCAGGAGGUAAUUAUUUCUUGUAAAUUUCUGAUUAACU
Molecule: messenger RNA, 1934 nt
Organism: Saccostrea cuccullata (small rock oyster)
Lineage: Eukaryota; Metazoa; Mollusca; Bivalvia; Ostreida; Ostreidae
Product: probable cytochrome P450 516B1
Exons: 8
Coding region: 58-1551 (497 amino acids)
Molecular function (GO): iron ion binding; oxidoreductase activity, acting on paired donors, with incorporation or reduction of molecular oxygen; monooxygenase activity
Source: RefSeq, a predicted model, not a curated record